Messenger RNA from Delphinapterus leucas (beluga whale), 7715 nucleotides. NCBI's taxonomy places the organism in Eukaryota, Metazoa, Chordata, Mammalia, Artiodactyla, Monodontidae. The record is from RefSeq and is a predicted model, not a curated record.
GAUUCAUUUGCUCUUUCCCAUAGCCAUACCUCCUGGGUACAGUCCAAGUAGGAAUUCUUUCUAAAAGGGGUCUGCAUGGUCAUUAUAAUAUAAUCAAGUGUAUAAGGCUGUGUGUGGUGUGUGUGUGUGUGUGUGUGUGUGUGUGUGUGUGUUGCUGGGGAAGGGGAAGGAAGGAGGAUGCAGAGUAAGUAUUGAGAUGGAGCAUUCAAGGCAGUACAGAAAAAGAAUAUAGACGAUUUACACAUUUAAAAUAUUUUUCAUAAAUUUCAUCAGGUAUACGUGAAGUCCUGACUCUUACUGCUUGGAAAAGUGAAUCACUGGAAACUCUUCUUGCUAAAAAUCAUAGCUUGACCCCGCCUCCCAUGGCAGUCACUGCCCUGUCUCCUCCCAUUCUUAGUGGAGCUCCUGAAAGGUGGAGCCUUAUUCUUCCCACCCCUCACUGGUUAUUAAUGGCUGAACACAGAGAAAUCAGCCUUCUGCUCCACUCAUAUCCCUGCAGCUACUUGGGUCAAGGUUACCACCCACCUGCCAGCUGUGAAAACCAACUUGUUCUUUCAUCCUUGAGUCUGUUUACUAACUUGAUAUGGCUGACCACUCACCCUUCCUUGGAACCCUCUCCCAGUUUCUCUGACACAGCAGCUCUUCGCUUUGGUUCCUACCUCUCUGUCCUCUUGUGGUCUUACUGUGGGCUCAUCCUACCAGUUCUGAAAAGUAGGGUAAUCUUCCCGGGGUUCUUCUCUUGAUCCAGUGCUUUUCCAGGCCCUCCGUAAGCAAUGAGAAUGACUCCUGGGCAUCUACAUCUAUUGUGCUCACCCCUGCUUCCAGCAUCCCACACUCACACCUCCUCCUGCCUGUGCAUCUAUACGGUAGAGUUCGCACAGCAAUCGGAAGCCCAACAGAAAGAAAAGUGAGGUGAUCAUCUUACCCCUUCCCUCUCCUGCUUCCCUAAUCCAACUAUUGUUUCCAUAUAUUUCAUACUGGGUAAAGACAUGGUCUGCUACCCACUCACAGGAGUCACAAACUGAGGAGUCAAAUUUCAAUUCACUCUUUCCCCUCAUUCCACAUCCAAUGUCAGCAAGUUCUGCUGAUUUUGCCUUCUAAACAACUCUUCAGUUUGCCCCUUUGUUUCCUAACUCCUCUACACUCUGGGGAACAGCUGCAGGUAGGGGGUUCUGAACACAACAGUCCACAUCUCUCAACUUUCUAGUAACCAAGGAAACAGACCCUGGGUCCAUUUUGCAGACCAGACCUGAUGUUCACCUUUUUACAUACAGCCCUGCUUUGCUUUGAGUCUAGCAACACUCUGCUUUAUGUAAUAUCCACCUAAACUCCACCCUCACCUCAAAUCCUAUAAUAAUUCUUUCUUUUCCUUUGUUUGGUGAGAUGUCCCACCAUUCCUCUGGCGUGUGGUCUGUCUUAUUGCAAUGAGCCAACAAAUCUAAUUUUAUCAACAACGCGCUGAGUACCUACCAUGAUCCAGGCACUGUUCUACGGACUGUUAACACAGCAAGGCAUAUUAUAGUCUCUGAAAAUAAUUUCUGUCUAUUUUUUAUUUAUUCCUCCCUCUAGACUGCCUUCUUGUCAGUAUAUCUGUACAAUGUCUGAAAUCAUGUUCACCAGAUACUAUUGGUAUAAAAACUAAGGCGAUUUGUGUCUUUCUUCUUUGAUCUUUCAUUAUUAUAUUGAGUUUUUAAUAUAAUAAAUGUCUCAUUUUAAUUCUUUUUUAAAAAAUCCUCCAUGUUUUCAAAGAAACAGAGUUAAAGAGAUAAGCCAGAGUAGGGGAAUCACAUGAUUGGUGUCCUUGAGUCUGAGAUAGGUUCCAUUAUGAUUUGGAGCUGCUGGGAACAGGAGAGAAAAAUGUGUCCGGUGAAUGAGACAUUUUAAUUAAUGGAAGAGAAGAAAAAAUUGUCUAUGUUGGUUUUAUUGUAACUCUCCAUCUGCUGUUAGAAUCAGGGAGCAGAGCACUUUCAGCCAGCAGCAGUCAGUGUCUGCACGUCCUUCCUUGACAUCCAUCCCCACAGAGCCCCUGGGAGCCUGCGGAGUCCCUGAGGCAGAGACGUGAGAGGACAGGAAGCCUCCGACGCCAUUCUCUCCUGCUCUCAUUACUCAGAAUGGCAGCACCACCUUCUAACACGAGGGUGGAAGGUGUGCACAUUUCUUCUGCCUUCAUAAUACGCAGGAAACAAAUUGAAAAACAGCAUGACCAUGUCUUAUCAAAGCCCUGCUUCCUCAUCCCCAAAUUUCUCCACCAACACGGCACUUGUUCACUCACGUAGCUCUGACUAAAAAUCCCUAUACACUGAGGACAUUUCUGGUAGAUGUUCUCCAUGCCUGGCCCUUCCUCCUUCCCUGCAUUUUUAGUCCCUAACAGAAGUUAUUAUAAAGGAACUGUGUGUGUGUGUGUGUGUGUGUGUGUGUGCGCGCGCGCGUGUUGGGUGGUGGAUACAGAGUAGGGAUCAAGACCAUAAGAAAGAAAAGAAAUAGAAUGUGGUAAGAUUCCUGUCAGUUCUGACAGUUUUAAUUCAUAAUGCUAAUUUAAAAUAUAGAAGUUGGUUUACUAACUUUAACCUCCCAUCCUAAACAUCCUUCCUUAAUCUGGAGUCCCUGUUGCCUACCUUUAUCAAUGAAAUGCCUGGAAAAUGAAUUAUACUGUGUUAGAGCAUAUAGUCAAGCAUAAAGGAGCCCGACUGCCUGGAAUCGGUGGGUAGGUUACUCAAUCCCUGUCCCAGUUUUCCCUCUGUAAAAUUGGGAUAAUGGGUCAUUGUGAGGAUUAAACAAAUUAAUAAAUUUAAAGUAUUUAGAACAAUGCCUGGCUCUAGCAACCACUCAUUAAUGUGAGCAAUUAUCCUUAUUACCUUGUCUCCCCCCACCCCUCCCCGCUGUUCCCCCUGAGCUCACUUUUCACUCAAGCCUUCAACCUCUGCUGCAGAGAUGCUGCUGGCCAAUUCCAGGACACGUUUUACUCCUGUGUCGCUGACCCUCCCUUCUCAGGCUUCUUUGUGGGGUUCCCUCUCCUCCUCAUUCCUCAUGCUCUCCACAAUUUAAUGACCGCUUGUUUACAUAUGACUUCCAAAUGAAAAUCUAGCACCUAUUGCUGACUUCACAUUUGUUUACUGUAUCACCUGCUUGAUAUACGAUUUCAGACUUCCCAGAGGCACCGGGAACUCCAUAUACACAAAAGAGAGGCAGUUUUCAUCCUGGCUAUGUCCCCAGCUCCAAAGACCCUUCAACUGAGUUCUCUGAUUCGCGUUAAGCACUUUGAUCUUCCCAGCAACACACACCAAGUGCUUCAGAUGCAGUCUUGAUAGCUCUCCUUCUCCUUAACUCAGCUUAUCCAAUUAAUCACUAAAUCCUAUAUAUUUUCCUUCUAAAUAUCUCUCAUGUCUGUGCCCUCCUUUCCACUUUCCACAUUUCCCUGGUUCAGACCCUGUGCAUCAUUUGCCAAAACACUGCAACAGCCCCAGCUGGUCUCCCUGCCUCCAGUCUUUUCCCUCUCAAACCAUAGUUCUCCAUUGAUCUGCCAGUCAUCUAUUUCACUCCCAACUGAAACUUCUUAUUGCACUCUAGAUAAAGUCUAGGUUCCUCAGCAUAGCACACGGUCCCUUCAUGUCUGUUUUUUGCCAACAUUUCCUGCUUCAUCUCCUGCCACUUCUGCUGAAAUGACACCUGCUUAGUGACAGAGACUGCAAACUGGCAGCCCCUAGGCCGGCUACUUCUGACCCUAUGAGGUGUUUUAUUUGGGCUACAAGUUUUCAUUACUUGCUGAAAUUUAAAAAGUGGAAAAUUUCUCUUAAAAACCUUUCUUUCUGGCUUCUCUUGAAAAACUGAAGAACUGGCCACCUUGCUCCCACAUACCUGCCUGGCAGAGUGGUGGCUGCCCCCUUAGGGCAGGAGUGACAGUUUUCAACAGGCUCUGCCCGUCCCAUUGACUUUCCUGGCUGCUUCCCUUAACGUAGGUAUCUCAGUUGCAGCCCUGGAUUUACAGUGUAGGGACACUGAAUUGCUCUUUUCUUCUGCACAGAGCACCCUUUCUCCUGUUUCACCUGCAGAGGAUAACUCAUCCUUCAUGGCCCAGUUCCUGUCGUUUUCCUCCGGGAGCUUUUCUCUGAACCCAUGUGGAUUAGGCGCCCCUUUCUGCAUUCCCAUACCGCACCUUACAUCUUCAGUCACACCUCCUGCCACGUGAUUUUCCGAUGAAAUAUUUGUGUAAUGCUUGAGUUCCUCACAAGACACCUCACCUCACGAAGGGAGCGACUAGAAAUCUUCAGCAGAGAUUUCUCGAGCCAUUCAUUUUAUUCAUCCAUCAUUUUGUCAACAACCAUGAAGAGAGCGGCGACAUCUGACUCAUAUCUUAAAGGAUGAGCGUGUAACUCAUACUUGUGUCUGGCAGCUCAGUCUUUUCGGCGGGAGCGCAGUGUCCAAGAGAACUACAACUACCAUCAGGACCUUCGGGAUCCCGGCCUCCGAAGGAGGAAAUAUAACUUAGGAACUACCACUCCCGUGAUGCUCCGCUUCGGACGCCUGCGCAGAGCCGAGGGCCACGUAGGUUUUGCGGUGCCGCUUAGCAAGAUCUCAGCCAUGGCUUCCGCGGACUCCCGGCGGAUGGGGAACGGCGGCAGUGUCGGAGGCGCCUUCCAGCUCUACCUGGACUCCUUGCGGCAGGAACUGUGGCAGAGGGACCCGACGCUGCUGUCAGUCGUGGUGGCGCUCGUCGCGGUGCUGCUGACGCUGGUGUUCUGGAAGUUCAUCCGGAGCAGAAGGAGCAGUCAAAGAGCUGUUCUUCUUGUUGGCCUUUGUGACUCCGGGAAAACAUUGCUUUUUGUCAGAUUGUUAACAGGCCUUUACAGAGACACUCAGACUUCCAUCACUGACAGCUCUGCUGCCUACAGGGUCAACAGUAACAGGGGCACUAGCCUGACCUUGAUUGACCUCCCUGGCCAUGAGAGCUUGAGACUUCAGUUCUUAGAGCGGUUUAAGGCUUCAGCCAGGGCUAUUGUGUUUGUUGUGGAUAGUGCAGCCUUCCAGCGAGAGGUGAAAGAUGUGGCAGAGUUUCUGUAUCAAGUCCUCCUUGACAGUAUUGGUCUGAAGAACACACCAUCAUUCUUAAUCGCUUGCAAUAAGCAAGUAAAACAUCCAAAACUCAACAAAGGUUCCUCUGGUUCCUCUGCCCAACACACUAGAAUGCUGGAGAGAUCCACAAGUCUACUUCUGAAGGUGGGUGGACUGGAACACAUGGAGGAGGUAGAACUGGGGGAACAGUGGAAGAAUGUCUACAAUCUUAGCCUCUGGCCACAGUGGCUGAGCCUGAAGCCCCAGAUAACCCUGUAGCAACAGGGAAGACAGCACACAUGGCUCCAGCCUCCUGGCUGCAGUAGCUCCUUUGGCCACAGGGAACCCCGCAGCAGCAGCAGUGGUGGUGGGGCCUGUGACCCCAAUCCCCUGGCUCAUGGCAGUGCUGCAUGCAAACCCGACAACCCCAGAUGUGGCGAAGGUGUCCGUGACUCUGUCUCCUUCACUUUUCCCCCCACACCCUCCACUGCUCAAGCAGUGACAGUGAGGGUACCAGUGACACAUCUGGCAGAGGUAGUAGAGGGUGGAAAGUGCCAAUUCUCAAAUAUAGUCAGAGGCAGCUCAGGUAAGAAAAGCCAAAAACCUGUGCUAUAGCAAGAAAAAGAAAAGAAAGGCAUCUAUUUUCCAACUUGUUGAACUGUAAGAAUCAAGGAGAAAAAAAAAAGCUUUACCUACAUAAGAAAGGUAUUUGCUACUUCAAAUGCACUGGCAGAGGAACAGUUUGUCAAGUACCAUGUAAAACCACAGUACACAGUGUAACGAAAAGAAAAUGACAGUUCUCCAGCAGCCAAACUUAAGUCAUGGAAGAUUGUAAUCUAACUGAUAGAGAAUUCAAAAUAGCUGUUACGAAGAAACUAAACAAGCUACAAGAGAACUCAGGAGGGCAGUUCAGUGAGCUCAGGAAUAAAAUUAAUGAACAGAAGAAAUACUUUACCAAAGAUAUUAAAAGUCUAAAAGAGAACCAAACAGAAGUUCUGGAGCUGAAAAUGUCAAUAAAUGAGAUGAAGAAUGCAUUAGAAAGCACUGGAAAUAGAGCAGACCAUAUGGAAGAGAGAAUUAGUGAGGUUGAAUAUAGAGAUCUAGAAAUGAUUCAAGUAGGAGUGGCAAGAGAACUAAGAUUUUUUUUUAAAUAAAAUUUUAUGAGAACUAUCCAAUUUCAUUAUCCUUCAUAAAGAUAAUGGUUAUCCCAGAGGAAGAAGAGAGGGAGAAGAGAGCAGAGAGUUUAUUUAAAGAAAUAAUAGCUGAGAAUUUCACAAAGCCAGGGAAGGAACUGGAUAUACAAGUCCAUAAAGCUAAGAGGACAUUUAAUUAUCUCAAUGCUAAAAGGUGUUCUCCAGGACGCAUUAUGUUAAAAUUGUCAAAAUUCAAUGAUAAAGAAUUUUAAAGGCAUCUGGAGGAAAAAAGACAGUAGCCUACAAAGGAACCCCUAUUAAGCUAUCAGCAGAUUUCUCAGCAGAAACUGUAUAGGCCAGGAGAGGAUGGGAUAGCCUGCUCAAAAUAUUAUAAGACAAAACCUCUGCCAAGAAUCCUUCCAACAAACUUAUCCUUGAGAUACAAAGGAGAAAUAAAGACUUUCCCAGACAAAAGCUGAGGGAGUUCAUUACCAGUAGACCUGCCUUACAAGAAAUGUUGGAAGGAGCUCUCCUACCUGGAACAAAGAGGCAAAAGUACGCAAAACUUUGAGUAAGGUGAUAAAUAGAUAGAAUCAGAAAAUUGCAACUUUACAUCAGAAUAGGUUGUUAAUUAUAAAGGUUAAAGGGGAAAAAGCAGUAAAAAUAAUUAUAGCUAUUGCAGUUUGGUAAUGAACUCACAAUAUAAAAAGGGUUAAUUUGAGAUGACAAAAAUGUAAAAGGGGAAGAGGAAAAGAACAGAACCCAUAUAAUGGCAAAUGAAGAUAAGAUCCUAUCAGCGGAAAAAGGACUGUUUUAUCUAUGAGAUGUCUUAUACAAACCUGACGGUAACCACAAAAGUAAUUCUAGAGCAGAGACAUGAAACUAGGAGGAAACUAGUAAACCACCAACUAAGAUGUCAGGCAGAAACAAUGGAGAUAUAGAGAAAACAAAAGAUAUAGAGAAAACAAAAGAUAAAAUGGCAGUACUAGUCCUCAUUUAUCAAUAAUCACCCUAAAUAUAAGUGGAUUGAAUUCACCAAUCAAAAGACACAGUGGCUAGAUGUAUUAAAAAACAAGACCAGCUAUGUCCUGUCUCCCAGAGACUCAUCUCAGCUCUAAAGACAAACAUAGGCUCAAAGUGAAGGGAUGGAAAAUGAUACUCCAAGCAGAUGGCAGCCAAAAGAAAGCAGGUUUAGCCAUCUCAGAUCAGAUCAAAUAGACUUCAAGCCAAACAAGAGAACAAGAUGGACUGAUAUAAUGAUAAAGGAGACAGUCCAUCAAGAAGAUGUAACAUUUAUGAAUAUAUAAACAUCUAACAUAGGAGCACUAAAACAUGAAAGGAAUUAUUAACAGAUCUAAAUGAAGAAAUUGACAGCAAUAAUAGUAGGGGAGUUUAACAUCCCACUUACAUCAAUGAAUUGAUUAUCUAGACAGAAUGUUAAUAAGGAACCAUUGGCCUUAAAUGAAGUAUUACAUCAGGUGGAAUAUAUACACACACACACAUACAUACAUACAUACAUACAUACAUAUAUAC